AUGGCGGCCAACAGCUACUACCAGAGUGGCUACAGCAGCAAUCCGCCAACCUACGAACAGGUCAAUCCAAACCUACCUCAAUAUCCGGCAACUGGCCAUCCGGGUUUCGAUACACAUCCUUAUCAGCCCACCACUUCCGAUCCUCAGCUUCACUACAGUCAACAAUCACUGGGUUCCGACCAGGGAGCCUAUGCAGCCGGCGCCAGAGUGAACGAAGGCGAACAGUAUGCCGAGAAUAUUCCCUUGAAGGCCAACAACCAGUAUCCAAAUGGCCCUCCGCCGCCCGCGAAUUGGAUGCAACAACAAACGCAUUAUCCGCCGUCGCCGGACGAGAUCGAGCCUGCCAUGCGCCCUGGCGCCCGACGAACACAGAAGAAGGGUUUCUUUGGAAGGAAGAUCGCUUGGGUCACUUAUACUCUCACUCUGAUCCAGAUCAUUGUCUUCAUCGUGGAGUUGGUCAAGAACGCUCAAUUUACGGGAAGCCCGAUCGAAACCAAACCGUCGUUCAAUGUCAUGAUCGGUCCUUCUCCCUACCUUCAGAUCUAUAUGGGAUCUCGAUACACUCCUUGUAUGAAGAAUACACCGGGCAUUCAGAAUGCCAAUGAAACGAUUCUCUUUCCCUGUCCCAACGCGACGACAACCGAGUCUCACUGCACCUUGUCUGAACUGUGUGGUUUCAACGGUGUGCCAAACCCGACGCCCAAUGGAUCGCUGGAUGACCAGCCUGAGCCAAACCAAUGGUUCCGAUUCAUCAUUCCAAUGUUCAUUCACAGCGGGUUUAUUCACAUCGGCUUCAAUCUGCUUGCGCAGAUGACCAUCGGUGUGGCCAUGGAGAAAAUGAUUGGGUGGUGGCGGUAUGCUCUGGUGUAUCUGGCGAGUGGAAUCUGGGGGUUCGUGCUCGGAGGCAACUAUGCCGCUCAGGGUCAGGCAUCAUGCGGCUGCUCCGGAGCACUUUUCGGCAUUCUCGCACUCGAUCUACUGGAUCUAUUAUACAGCUGGCAAGAUCGCCAGUCGCCGUGGGUCGAGUUGAUCAUUAUGGUUCUAGGAAUCGGCGUGUCUUUUGUUCUGGGACUGCUGCCAGGACUGGACAACUUCUCACACAUUGGCGGCUUCACCAUGGGUCUGGCACUGGGACUGUGUCUCUUGAGAUCGCCGAACGCGUUGCGAGAACGUAUCGGACUUGCACGGAACCCGUAUGUGGCCAUGAGCGGUGGCGUGGGCACGGCCACUCCAGAGGAAGGCCAGAAGGUGGUUCCUGCCCCCAGCAUCGUCGACUUCCUCAAGGGCAAGCGCAGCCUGAAAUCAUCCGAGGGCAAAUCGAACCCCAUGAACUUUUUCCGCGGCCGAAAGCCUCUGUGGUGGGCAUGGUGGUUGGUGCGUGUGGGGGCCCUGGUUGCCGUGCUGAUCGGGUUCAUCCUGCUCAUCAUCGAUUUCUACAAAUACCCGAAAUCAAACUGCUCCUGGUGCUACCGACUCAGUUGUCUGCCGAUCAAGGACUGGUGUGAGCAAGGUAACAUCACGACCGACGAGAAUUCUUCUUAA
Aspergillus japonicus CBS 114.51 is the source of this 1542-nucleotide messenger RNA. Its product is annotated as rhomboid family membrane protein. The record is from RefSeq and is a predicted model, not a curated record. Gene Ontology annotation, biological process: proteolysis. Bases 1 to 1542 code for a protein of 513 amino acids. Gene Ontology annotation, cellular component: membrane. Gene Ontology annotation, molecular function: serine-type endopeptidase activity. The transcript is spliced from 3 exons. Lineage: Eukaryota; Fungi; Ascomycota; Eurotiomycetes; Eurotiales; Aspergillaceae.